GAGAGUAUAUUUUUCAUCAUCACCACCUUCAUUUAUUCAUACACACACACAUGCAUGCCCUUAUUAUCUGAUGGUGAACGCAUAGGUCUCUUCUAUCUCUGAUAGUUUAAUGGCGGUUCAAGCUCAGCAUCCUUCAAGUUUCUUCUUCAUCAACAGUAACGGACAAGAAGCGAACGAUUGCUCGUUGCAGCAUCAAGACACUCAUUUCACUAAUUUCAUCAACGCUGGGGUUGAUUCAAGAAAACGAUCAAGAAAAGAUUAUUCAUCGGUGACGACGAUGGCUCCGAUGAACCCUCCACCUCCAAAACCGUCGCAAGUUAUUGACUUAACCGAGUUGAUGCAGAAAACGCCUAAUGUGGUUUCUACUGGUCUUCGAUUAUCUCAUGACCAGUCACAGAAUCAACAACACUUUUAUUCUUCUCUUCCCGGAGAUGUUACCGGAAAGAUUAAACGGCAAAGAGAUGAAUUAGACAGAUUCAUUCAAACUCAGGGGGAGGAACUGCGGCGUACGUUAGCGGAGAACAGAGAGAGGCGCUACGUAGAGCUAUUGUGCGCUGCGGAGGAGAUAGUCGGACGGAAAGUCAGAGAAAAAGAAGCGGAGCUGGAGAAAGCAACGCGUCUUCACGCCGAGCUAGAGGCGCGUGUAGCUCACCUCGCGGAAGAGGCGCGAAACUGGCAGUUAAGAGCGGCGACGCGGGAAGCCGAGGUUUCCUCGUUACAGGCUCAUCUCCAACAAGCAAUAGCAAGCCGCCGAGAUACGGCGGCGAAACAGAGCACGUUCGGAGACGACGACGGCGACGCGGAGGAAGCAGAGGACGCCGAAUCGGUGUACGUGGAUCCGGAGCGGAUUGAACUGUUCGGUCCUAGUUGUAGGAUUUGCCGGCAAAAUUUGGCGACGGUGAUGGCAUUGCCGUGUCGACAUCUGGCUCUAUGUGAAGGAUGCGACGGCGGAACAUUGCGAGCUUGUCCGAUUUGCCUCGCCGUGACAAAUACCGGUGUCGAAAUUUUAUAUUCAUGAUGAUGAGUAUUUAAUGCUAGGCCCGUUAGAGGCCCAUGGGUCCAUCCAGAUCUAGCAACAAACGACACAACAGUACAGCAAAAGGACGUUUUCUUUAGGCAAAAAUAAAUUGAAAAUGAGAUUUGAAAUAUAGUGUAGUUGAUGAUGUACAUAACAUAGGACAUAGCCACAUGUAGUGGCAUUUUUACGUUUUGACAUCUUCGUUUACUUUCUUUCUUUUUGGAAAUUCUUUGUUAUU
Molecule: messenger RNA, 1256 nt
Organism: Arabidopsis lyrata subsp. lyrata
Lineage: Eukaryota; Viridiplantae; Streptophyta; Magnoliopsida; Brassicales; Brassicaceae
Product: BOI-related E3 ubiquitin-protein ligase 1
Exons: 4
Coding region: 110-1018 (302 amino acids)
Molecular function (GO): ubiquitin-protein transferase activity
Source: RefSeq, a predicted model, not a curated record